AUGCGCUCCUCCAGCCCUCUCCCUUCCGCCCUCCUCCUCCCCCUCCUCCCCCUCCUUCCCCUCCUUCCCCUCCUUCCCCUCCUUCCCCUCCUCCGCGUCGCAUCAGCCGCAGCCCAAACAACACAGACACUCGCAACUGGCCUCAUCAUCGAACACACCUCGGGCCCCGUCGUCUGCCAUCGGCCCACGCGAAUACACGACAAACUCUCGAUGCACUACCGGGGGACACUGCAGGCAAAUGGAAAGGAGUUCGAUCAGUCAUACAAGCGUGGCAAGCCCUUUCAGUUCACGCUGGGCGAGCAUGAGGUGAUUGACGGCUGGGACCAGGGACUGCUGGGCAUGUGUCCGGGGCAGAGCAGGAAGUUGACGAUCCCGCCGGCGCUGGGAUAUGGUAGUGCGGAUAUGGCAUCGAUCCCGGCGAACAGUGUGCUGGUGUUUGAGACGAAGCUUAUGGAUAUUGUAAAGGAAGGAAACGGCCCGGUCAGCGAUGCGGAGAAGGAAAUGAUGAAGCUGAAGGGGACAGAGACUGCAGAUGGCAUGUUCAGCAUCGCGACUGCGCCACCGCAGCCGGGAGGAAGUAUGGAAAGCGAGGGCGAAGACGACCAGGGCAUCAUACCAUCACCUCCACCCGAAGGGACACCGCCCGAGCAGACAAAGUGUCAUCUGCUGGGUCCAUUCGCUCUGAUGGUGCAAGGACUGCUGGGUGCGUUCGCACUGUUGACGCUUGUGUACAAGAGAUGGAGAGAAACGCCCAAACGACCGUGGAAGAUCUUCUUCUUCGACGUGAGCAAGCAGGUCUUUGGAUCGAUGCUCACCCACGUCAUCAACCUGGCCAUGAGCGAGCUUGGAAGUGUCGACAUGGCGAAUGCGGCUGCUGCUGUUGCGACCAAGACCAAGGACAAGCAUCCAUCCGAACGCUCGCCGAAUCCGUGUUCAUUCUACCUGCUGAACUUGGGAAUCGAUACAACAAUCGGCGUCCCAGUCCUCUACUUCAUCCUCAAAGCCCUCUACCACCUCUUCCUGCGCACGCCCCUCGCCAACCCCCCAGAAUCCAUCAAAUCCGGCCACUACGGCACCCCCGCUAAAGUCCAAUGGUACCUAAAACAACUCCUAAUCUACUGCAUCGGCCUGACCUUCAUGAAACUCUUCGUCUUCUUCCUGUUCCUCGCCAUGCCCUUCUUGCCCUGGAUCGGCGACUGGGCCCUCCGCUGGACAGAAGGAAACGAAGCACUCCAGAUCGCAUUCGCCCUCUUCCUAUUCCCACUAGCGAUGAAUGCGGUGCAGUACUGGGUCAUCGAUAAUUUCAUCAUGGAUAAGAAUCAGGAUCGGAAACAUGCCGGUGGGUAUAGCCAUGUUGCGGAGGAGGAUGAGGAGGAGAGGGAGAGGAUGAUUGGGGAUGAUGAGACGAUUGUGGAUGAGGAGGCGGUGAGGGGGAAGGGGAGUGAUGAGGAGAGCGGAAGGGGCCAGGCGAUUAAGGAGAUUGAUCCGCUACCGAUACCGAGUUAUCCUGAGAGGAGAGGCGAGGGAAGUCAGAGGACGAGUCCGAAGAGGAGUGAUUGA
Messenger RNA from Fulvia fulva, 1560 nucleotides. Its product is annotated as FK506-binding protein 2. Gene Ontology annotation, molecular function: peptidyl-prolyl cis-trans isomerase activity. The coding region runs from base 1 to 1560 and encodes 519 amino acids. NCBI's taxonomy places the organism in Eukaryota, Fungi, Ascomycota, Dothideomycetes, Mycosphaerellales, Mycosphaerellaceae. The transcript has 2 exons. Gene Ontology annotation, cellular component: membrane. The record is from RefSeq and is a predicted model, not a curated record.